AUGCCAACAGAGGGCUUCAUUGAGCCCCUGGAUUACCUUCUCCAGGAUUGGCACUUGGAGUUACCGCCUGACGCAAACCCACGAAAUUCCCCUGGUCUUGCCCAAGUCGAGCAUGCCAUUACCCCGUUAAAUGACCACAGCCGCGGCAUGAAUCGUGAUGAAUCCACAUCUACUGACCAACUUGGCCAGCUAAAGUAUACUGGACCGCACCAACCCCGAAUAGUGGACAUACCCUUCGAUAUCAUAAUGGUCAUGUCUCGGUUCAUGUCAGCGACCGAGGUCAUGAACUUGCUCAGCUCAUGUCGCAAGCUCCAUUCCUUCAUCGAUGAAGAGAGCAUCUGGCUGCACUUCUGCAGUCGCUAUGGGGUUCGCGACCGACAGCCUUUUGUGGGACGAUCUUUCAAAGAAAUUUACACGUGCUUACUACACACCUAUGGCCCUUUGCUUGGUACUUGGGCUGGAAAUCACCCACCCAUUGGGAACAUACUCGAAUUUCGGCUCCAGCUUGGCCCUGGGAUGCCCGCCGCAGGAAUCGUCGGGGAAAUCUGGCAUUUCGACCGUGGACUACCCAACAAAUCCCGUCUUUUCGACGAUUUAACGCGCACUGCGGUAGUUCUCAUCACAUUCCCUGACCCAUCUUUGGGAAUCACCGUCGUACACCCUUCGCGAUAUGCACAAGUAUAUUGCUGCGGAGAUAUGUCACGUCGCAUCGUGCGCCCUCCUACCGAGUGGCACGAAGCGAGCUUACACACACUAUCCCGUCUAGCGACACUGACCAAUACUGAUAUCGUUUCUGGUCGCUACAAAUAUCCCGAUUUCCCCGGAGCCUCAUCCUGGUAUGAUGUACUCCGCCCCUUCCCUCGACUGCAUCCGCUUGUCCAAGUUACGCCCAAUGAGUCCACCUCGACAUACGUACGUGACCGGGACGUGACCGCAAAACCGUGCGCAAUCACCCUUGGAUGCCCCAGCGGGGACAGCUACAUCAGCUCGUAUUCUCACCGAGCGAUGAGCGACCUGGGAGAUCUCCCUGCUACCUAUUAUUUUCCCUUAUGCACAGAAGUCGUGCGAGGUAUACCGCCCGAGUCCGUGGAAUGGACUCCUGCUUCUUUGAGGGGAUUGUGGCUGGGUGAUUAUGCCGAAGUGGGCACGGAAUGUAUCCAUGUAGAAGUGGAUGAGGGGAGCAGCACGCUACGCGGGUGGAAAGUCACUGGAGAUGUCUUCGUUCCUCGGGGGACAACGACCUGGGACAUCCAUAUAGGCGUCCCUCUGGACAUUAAUGAGGACGGUUGGCGGAUACCUGCGCUGUUAGAACACAGCGAAGUCCAUCAAGUAUACUGUGGCGCGAUGAGAUUCGGCAAUGGGUAUACUGACACGUAUGUGAAUACCCUGGCUUUUCUUGCAGUCACGGGACCAGACGAUAUGACAGUCCUUAGCUCCGACGGGCGGAAAUUCACUUAUACGCGCUACAGGGAGAAACACAGCAGUCGUAAAUCUUAG
Postia placenta MAD-698-R-SB12 is the source of this 1497-nucleotide messenger RNA. RefSeq lists its product as hypothetical. NCBI's taxonomy places the organism in Eukaryota, Fungi, Basidiomycota, Agaricomycetes, Polyporales, Adustoporiaceae. Gene Ontology annotation, molecular function: protein binding. The record is from RefSeq and is a predicted model, not a curated record. The transcript is spliced from 4 exons. Bases 1 to 1497 code for a protein of 498 amino acids.